AUCAUACCUUCUGUGACAGCAAUUUCGCAUACGCAACCGCACGUGUGCUAAAGCUGCAAAAAUAACAAACACAGGAAAACUUCUGAUUGACUGCUUAUCAGCUGAUCUGUUUUUAAGCUCAUUGGUGCCUACUUGUUUUCGUGUGAUUCAAUUUGUCCCUGCAUGAAACGCAAGAGGACAUUCAGUACGGAUAUGGACAACACAGACUCUUCCAUGCUUGUUGAGCGCAAGAAGUCUCCAAACGGCCUGGAGCUUGUCAGUGCUUUUAGGGCAGGUAGACAUGACCCCACCGACCUGGUGGAGCUUGCGCGAGAAAUUCAACUGGCGGACAACACGGUGCGCGCCACGGCGUGCGGCAAGCUGCAGGUGAUCGCGGAGCAGGUGCGCUUCCUCCAGGAGCAGGCCAAGCGCGUGCUGCAGGAGGCGCGCGAGGACCAGUCGCGCCACCACGCGCACUGCAACUUCAAGCGCGUCCCGGGCCACGUCUACCACCUGUACCGACGGCCCACCGGGGAGACGUACUGGUCCAUGCUGUCGCCCACGGAGUGGGGGCCGAGCGCGCCCGAGCAGGACUACCUCGGGGCUUUCCGCCUGGAGCACGACAUGUCCUGGACGCCCUGGGAGCGCAUGGAGCAGCGCGCCCACGAGCUGGCGCAGCUCAACGGGCUGCUGGCCUCGGACGCGCACGGCGCCUCCCUCAACAAGGCCCUCAUGAUGGACACGAGCGGGCCGUAGUCCGCCAUAGGCAGCCGCAGUGGCGACCACCACGAUGAUGAAGUUUACUACGUUGUAAUUUCCGAACGGAGGCAUGGGAAAUUACCGGGGUCUGAUUCGCUCUGCUGGCCCUGGCAAUACGGGUAUUGCCAAAGUUCCUACUGUAAAUAAAUGUACAUAAUUUUAAUGUUAUUUUUAAAUUAAAAAGAGAUAUGACGUUUGUA
Molecule: messenger RNA, 938 nt
Organism: Thrips palmi
Lineage: Eukaryota; Metazoa; Arthropoda; Insecta; Thysanoptera; Thripidae
Exons: 4
Coding region: 163-735 (190 amino acids)
Source: RefSeq, a predicted model, not a curated record